Molecule: messenger RNA, 3135 nt
Organism: Diplodia corticola
Lineage: Eukaryota; Fungi; Ascomycota; Dothideomycetes; Botryosphaeriales; Botryosphaeriaceae
Product: 60s ribosomal protein l44
Exons: 8
Coding region: 1-3135 (1044 amino acids)
Biological process (GO): translation
Cellular component (GO): nuclear inner membrane; ribosome
Molecular function (GO): chromatin binding; structural constituent of ribosome
Source: RefSeq, a predicted model, not a curated record
AUGGACGAAUACGAAUACUUUUCGCCUGAUUUCAACCCCUCCGCCGUCACCGUGCCGAGGCUGCGCUCCAUCCUCGUUGCGCACAACGUCAAAUACCCCUCGUCGGCCAAAAAGCCCGAGCUCAUCGCGCUCUUCAACCAGCAUGUCGCCCCGCAGGCGCAAAGGCACUUGGCCGCCCAGUCGCGGACAAAACGCUCGACUAGGGGCAUAACCGAUGUACCAUCGAGUCGGGAAACAAGCGUCGCCCAAAGCGAGAGCGACGAAGAUGAAGUUGCUUCUCUUGCGCCCUCGGAGAGCGUGCGUAGGAGCACACGCCGCUCGACCAGAGGUAUGACCGAGGAAAGCGACGCUCCCUCGCUGGCACCCAGUGCCUCUACCCGUAGAAGUACACGUCGCACAACCGCCUCGGUGGAGCCAGACCUUGACCUUACACCGGUCCCGCGUAGUAGGGCGUCAAGGUCACCUUCGAAGCGCGCAUCAACAAAACCUGUCAGGGCCCCAGAACUCGAGAACAUUGAUGAGCGCACUCCGGCAGCUCGCGCACCCAAACAACAUGCAACCCCGGUUGUCAAGCAGCAAGAUCACGAUGAGGCAAGCCCUUUCUCUACGGACAACCCUUUUCAGAGCGGCUCCCCCGCGUACGAGCCUCGUUCUGUUGAGCGGGACAGGAGGAGGACCACGCUCGGCACCGAACAUGGAGACAAAAGGAACAGCUCUGUGAGUCGACGGAAGACUGAGGUCAUCAGCGCCGCAUCAGAGCAUGACGAUGCUCUUUCGUCGUCGGCGAGGAGACAUGAGUCGUCGGCCGUGCGCAGGAGAGAUCCCACACCCAAGAAACGAUCUCCUACACCAGCCAUCGAGCAGGAGGAAGAGGAUAUGAUGGCGGUGCAAGAGUCGGAAGAAGAGCAGGAGGGGUUGGAUGCCGGCGAGGAAUUCACUCCGGAAGAACAGCUGGAGCUUGUCCGUGAAAGGGCAGCGCAGGGCAAAACUGACAUCCUACCUCCUCGGAGGAGCCGGCCUCCCCGACGGAGUUCAGGGGCACUGAAGGUUGCCCCGCUGACGAUCCUAGUGACUCUGCUUGGUGGCUUUGGGGCCUGGUGGCGCACUGAAAAGCUUGCAGUUGGCUAUUGCGGCGUCGGAAAAACUCCAAUCAGCUUGGACGAACUGGAAGUCCCUGAGUCAGCCAAGGGCGUUGAGGUGCUUCUGCCGCAGUGCGAACCAUGCCCUAACCACGCAUAUUGCUACCCGGAAUUGAAGACGGUAUGCGAGCCCGACUUCAUUCUCAGACCGCAUCCGCUCUCGUUUGGUGGCCUUGUCCCCUUAGCUCCCACUUGCGAACCAGACAGCGAGAAGGCCAGAAAGGUGAAAGCGGUUGCCGAUCGGGCAGUGGAGGAGCUCCGUGACAGGAAAGCCAAAUUCGAGUGCGGCGAUCCCAUGGGCGAUACCGGAACCUAUCUUGCCAGUCCCGAGAUCAACGAGCAAGAACUGAAGGAGGAGAUCUCUACCAAGCGCCGGAAAGGCAUGUCGCAAGUCGAAUUCGAUGACCUCUGGUCCAGUGCUAUCGGCGAUGUAAUGCUCCGCGACGAGGUCGUCAGCCAGGUAGACGGAGAGUCCGGAACCCGAAAAAUCGGCUCCAAAAGCCUCGCGCGGAUCUCCCUCGCCUGCGCCACGAGACGAUCCAUCCGACUCGCGUUGGCACGCCAUCUUUGGAAGCUUAUAAGCUUGUUGGCCAUGUUCGGCGCAUUCCUCUACUCCAAGUCGGCUUGGGUAUCGUCGGCUGCGACAGAAAAGCGUGCAAAGCUCCUUGCUAGUUUCGCCCUGGAUCAACUCAAAGUGCAAGCGGCUUACCACGCACACCAACCGCGCAGGUAUCCUGAGGGGUUCAUCAGCAUGGCGCAGCUCCGGGACGAUAUUCUUCGAGACGAGUUUAGCGCCAAGCGCAGGCAAAAGCUGUGGGAGCGGGUGCAGAGGAAGGUUGAGCAGAACUCAAACGUGCGGCCCAGCGUGAGGGAGACUCGCACUGGCGAUGUGAGCAGAGUGUGGGAAUGGGUCGGUGCUGUCGGCGCCAUUGAGAAUGGGGAUGUCAAGCAGGAGCAGGGCCGGUUGAGCAUGGGUUCAAAUAAUGCGGCAUUGACCCAUAGCCCUCCCGAGCCACAGGUCAAAGAAGAGAUGAAGGAGAGAAAAGCGUGGGAAGAAGUCCCGAUUCUCGUACGCACCGCACAGGUCGUGGGAAUCACGUCUGCUGCGUGGUGGUCAGGCGCAUGCGGUUGGAUCAGCCUUUCUCUCAUCCCGACCAUCAACAAGUCGCCCGUGGACCUCAGAGUCAAGCAGUGGAAGUACCAGUAUGAGCUUGGGAUGACCAGUGGGCCGGCCCUGGCACUGGCAUCCGGCGUGUCGUUCUGCUACCUCAUGACGCAGCACGGAAAGCACUUUGGCCUGCUGUCGGAAAGGUCGUUCAACCUGAACGCGCUGGCUGCGGUGGCUGUCCCCGGCAUCGUCCCGUUCACGCUGCUCUUCAUCAAGCCGGUGAACGACAAGCUGAUGGGGCACGCUGAAUCGCUCGAAGAAGGGAAGCAGUCUGGCGAGGCGGCCCUGACUGAACAGGACGUCGAGUCUCUCAUAGCUAGGUGGAACAAGCUGCAUGCAGUCAGGGCGAGAAGGAAUGCGCACUCGUCUAGUUUAUCAGUCAAUGUGAUCGUAAUCCAUCAAUCGCGUGGCGGGUGUUGGGUCAGUGUUCAGCGAGGGUCACGUGCCGCCGAGCCGAAGGCCGAACCCACAAAGGUGGGCGAAAAUGAAGCCCGCACAACCUCCAAGGACGACACCACCGCCAACGACUCACCAACCACCAUCCGUGACCCCCAACAACCGUCAAGAUGCCAGCACAGGGUGACCCAGUACAAGGCCGGCAAGGCUUCGCUGUUCGCCCAGGGAAAGCGUCGUUAUGACCGCAAGCAGUCCGGUUACGGUGGUCAGACCAAGCCUGUCUUCCACAAGAAGGCUAAGACCACCAAGAAGGUCGUCCUGAGACUGGAGUGCACCACCUGCAAGACCAAGGCUCAGCUCUCCCUCAAGCGCUGCAAGCACUUCGAGCUUGGUGGUGACAAGAAGACCAAGGGUGCGGCGCUUGUCUUCUAG